Colletotrichum phormii is the source of this 431-nucleotide messenger RNA. RefSeq lists its product as uncharacterized. The transcript has a single exon. The record is from RefSeq and is a predicted model, not a curated record. Lineage: Eukaryota; Fungi; Ascomycota; Sordariomycetes; Glomerellales; Glomerellaceae. Bases 70 to 312 code for a protein of 80 amino acids.
UCAAUGACCACGCUCGUAUGAUUUCGACUGUAUGAACUGACGUCUAUUCGUUGUCUGCUCGUGUCAGUGAUGAUUCUUGAACCUUGCUUGUUUCUAGGUGGAGUUUUGCGCGUGUUAGUGUACACCGAAAGCGAUGUCUGUUCACUCAGUGAUGGCAUUAGGGUGUUUCUGAAUUACACCUUCACCGGGCUAAAAGUGAGGGCUUAUGAAUUUGCCUACUUGCUUGGAUAUUGCCUCAAUGUGAAAAAGAGCGAGGAGGGUGAUAAAGGACUUAUCUAUGGACUCAAAAAAUUGACAAAUGCUGAAAACUGAAGAACCCGAUGAGUGGCUUUACCAAUCGUGAUGAGGAUUUGAGCCUCACGCGGGGGUCGAACCCGCAACCUUGAGAUUAAGAGUCUCACGCUCUACCGAUUGAGCUAGCAAGGCGGGUC